Messenger RNA from Lachnellula hyalina, 681 nucleotides. RefSeq lists its product as uncharacterized. Gene Ontology annotation, cellular component: mitochondrion. Bases 1 to 681 code for a protein of 226 amino acids. The record is from RefSeq and is a predicted model, not a curated record. NCBI's taxonomy places the organism in Eukaryota, Fungi, Ascomycota, Leotiomycetes, Helotiales, Lachnaceae. The transcript has a single exon.
AUGCUUCGUCUACCUCCACCUAUACGGCACUUCCGCCCAGCCCAACAAUUAUUUUGCCUCCAAAAAUACACCACAAACGCCUCGGAAGAAUUGGCCUAUCCAGAGCACCAAACCUCAAACCACCAUGACCUCCCGUCAUUCCUCCAGUAUGCUUCCCGCACAGACAUGGACCCAAGAAGCACAACCUACGUAGGAACUCACUACGAAUACACUGUUCAAACCGCACUGUCCCGGAUCGGAUUAUCCCUCAAACGCAUAGGCGGCAAGUCCGACUACGGGAUUGACCUCAUCGGUACCUGGAACCUCCCGUCCUCACUCCAGCCCCUGAAAGUGCUCAUCCAAUGCAAAGCGUUAGCAAGCAAGGCUGAACCGAAAGUUGUGAGGGAACUGGAGGGAGCGUUUGUUGGGGCGCCGACGGGAUGGAGGGGUGCAGGGGUGCUUGGCUUUUUGGUCUCGAAGAAACCGGCUUCCAAGGGGGUUCGGGAGGCUCUGGGAAGGAGUAGGUGGCCAAUGGGGUAUGUGCUUUGUGAGGAUGAUGGGAAGGUGUUGCAGAUGCUUUGGAACAAGAGGGCAGAGCAGGAGGGGUUGGAGGGCAUUGGUGUUGGGCUAAAGUAUGCGGGUGGAGAGAAGAGUGAGAGGGAGGUUAUCCUCACAUGGAAGGGGGAGACUAUCAAGGAUUGA